GUCAGUUUGGAGCUGACGUCGGCGAAAUGAAAUCGCCUUGUUGCAGUUUUCCUCACAGAAUGGAAGUUGUCGUGGAGGUGAUACGGACUAAACUUGCUUGACUUGGCAGGAUAUUGAACUCAGUGUCCUUUCUUUUUUUCUACAAAGUUUAAGACUGCCGUAACAACGAAGCCCAUCUUUGUGGCUGCUCAUCUUAUAGUGCCCCCGCAUGGACGAUGAGGAGGAUGAUGUGUUUGAGCCAGACCCCUGGCGCACCACAUUCAGGGAGAUAAAGUGUGAAGACCGGGGCACACAGACACCUGGCCCUGUCCUGGCACCGACCAACGGCAUGCUGCCCUGUGGAGUUGCAGAGGAGCCCAGACCACUCUUCUACGGCUACGCAGGUUUUCGAUUGCACUUCCCGGCACACUUUGAGCUCGUUGGGGAUCAGGAAGCGAGGCCACAAGGGAGCGAAGAGGAGCGAAACGGGAUGGAGCAGCGACCCCGGCAGCACCCUGUGGCACGCAGCAUGGAGGCCUGCAUUGGCCAGAAACUCCAGCUAAUAGGAGACCAGUUUCAUCGGGAACAUCUACAACUGUAUCAUCGAAACCAAAGGAACCAGGGGCCGCUGUUGUGGCGCCUGGCCACAGCUCUGCUCAGCCUUCUGUUUGACAGAGGGUUCAUUGCUGGAGGAGGUGGAGCAGGACGGAGGUGAGAGGGUCUUCCCCUCACGUCCGUUUUCAUCAUCUCCAUGAGGAACUGGACUCCUAAUGGCACUGUCAAAUCUAUCACGGGUCUGUUGUGGGGGGGAAAAAGAAAGGAGAGACAAAGGGUCACCGCGGGACGGAGACAACCAACUUUUAUACAAGGACGUGUUUUUUUCUUUCCAAGAAGAUGCCAUGAUGCUCCGAGAUUCCUCCACAGGACAAUGUUCAUAUUUUGGUAUAUGUGUGGUGUAGUAGUUUUGUACAGUACAUUGUUCUUGUUAAAGUUUUUGCACUUCACAAUGUAUCCAUCUUUAAUGACCUCCACAGACCCUGGGAAUGCCUUAUUCAAUGUGUUCUGCCAGAAUGAGUAUUGCGCAACUUUUACAGGCAAGAUGAGAUGGUUAGGAAAUGAAAGGAAAUGUGGUGUGAGGUUUUCUUUUCUGAAGUUUCCCGGGUAACCAGUCAAGUUGAUUUACUAAUUUCCAAAGAGGCAACAACUCAGAACAAAGCAUUUUGCACCUCACCUCAAUGGAACAUUUAUCUUUUCUUCUUAUUUUGUUGUUUUCCUUUUUUGUUUUCUUUUUUUACUCCUCCAUUUUCUUUGGUAUGGUAUUAAGUUUGAACAUGAUCCCCUUUUAUCAUUUGAAAUAUUGGGUAAAAAGUUAAGUUUCUGCGCAUGAAAAAGUCCGCACACCAGGAUAUGCAAUCUAAAUAUCUUUUAAUAUGCACAUAAUAUUUGAGCCAUGCUACAUGUCAGACAAUUAGGACUUUGUGUAGCUCAGUAAGUGUCAGGGUGGAGUUUACAGUUCCGAACAUCGCUUACUGGUAAAACAAGCCUGGCGACUGCCAACAUACCUGUGUAUAGUAGCAUUAUUCAGACUGUGAGCAACCACUGCUUGAUGAUGUUAUUAACAUUAGUAAUGAUGAAGGAUUAUUGACAUUGAAACCAAACUUCAGAUAAAAAGGAAAGAAUAUCAAACCACGUGCAGUUAGCUGUAAUAGUUAUAAUGUUAAUUGACAAGACCAUACAGUAACAAACAACCCAACAGUGAAUAAUUAACAGUAGUCAGUAUGUAAAAUCAACACAUCGGUCGAUAUUGAUUCGUUUUCACUUACUACUAUAAGGGGUGUUUGUUAUUGUGCAUCUUGCCAGUUAAUUACUUGGAGUUCAUUAUUAUUUAAAGCUGCCUGUGGGUGGCUGGAUGUUGUCUGAAAUGUAGCACAAAGAAGAUAUUUAGAUGAAAGUUAUGGUGUGCUGACUCUUACCAUGUAGAAUAUUUUUGAAGGUGUUGCACCUGUGCACUAAAUUGCAACAUUAGUCAAGCAUAUUGUUUAUUAUACAGAGUAAAGUAGUCUUUACCCAAAUAGUAACAACUAUUUGGCCAAGUCUGCCUUGAUUAUUUUAUUUUUAAUUUCAGUGACAAAGUAUUCUUCCCUCAUUUUGAUCUUGUUCCCUGUUUUAGUCUCUUGUACAAGGUAUCCCUGUGUUUUAGGGCCUUUUCACACCUGAAAGUCCGAACCAAGGUUCAUGUUUUUGUUACAUUGUGUACAUUUGAUCCGAUUAGUUUUGGCUUCACAUUGCGAUUAUGUGAGCGCACUAAAGAACUUUACGUGACAUACCUACGUCCCGUCGUCAUCACCUGCAUGGGCUUCAUCUUCCUUUACUUGACAUUGAUUGGUUUGUAGACAGGCGUGCGUUUGACAUUGGCGCUGUUUGAGUUAAUGGAGAAAAAUGAAUGAACAGAUUCAUUUUGUUGCCACUAUAAUAAUAUUAUUAUGUCAUUAUUUUAUCUUAAGGUGGCAUUGCUCUCCCGUCCUCUCAUAUCCUCUUUCACUCAUCCUUUCCGAAAAUACCUGGAAAGUGUCAGCAUUUUUAGUUUUUUCCACUUGACUUUUUAUAACGUCGUAGGAACAUACUUCAAUUAAAAACUUGGUCUCCUCCUCUCCCCAUGUGCUACCGGGGCUCAUUUUUCCUUCCUGUAAUUGGUCCAAAAGUCUGAACCAUCCAAAAAAAAUUUCACACUAGAAAUGACUCGAACCAUGGUUCACUUUGAUCUGGACUGCGACCACCUCUUUUUGGCGGACCAAGGUUCAGGAGGUUUCACACCUGUAAUUUUGGUUCAGAUCAAACUGAAAAGUCGCAAAGUCCGGACCAAGUGACAUAGGUGUGAAAGGGCCCUUAGGUGUGUUCGUUUCAUGUGAUUGUUUUCAGACCUCCAUGCCCUUGAAGUGGAGCUGUGGAUCCACUGUUUUUGCACUAGACUACACCCUUCAAGAGUUCAGAUUGUUACCAAGUUAACCUCUGUCUUGUAUGAAGGUUUUCAGUUAUGACUUGUUUUCUUGCCACAACAUUUCAGAUGUUUUUUCAUUCACAAGUCCAAGACAAAUAAUCAAUGCUGAGACCUGACUGAGCACAGUCUGGAAUCUGGAUUGGAUAUGGGUUCUGGAAAUUUCAUGUACCAACCUUUCAGGCUACAAAGAGUUUCUCGUGCCUCGAUUGAAAGGUUUCUGAGUCCUGGUCUGUUUUUCACCCAGUGUGUGUACUGAACACCAAGCAAUACUGUAUAAUCAAUCUGUGAGAACAGAACAGAAUCUUCUCCUCUCAGGCUACCUUUAUGGGGUUUUACACCAUUUUAUAUUCUGUGAGGUGAUCUUGUAUUGUCUUUGGUGCUCAGAUCCAGUUUGGGGACGUUUUUAGUACACAUAAACACCACUGACUCAGCAGUCAAACAGUCACUGAAAUUAAACAAAAGUGACAAAGACUGUAAUUACUGUUUAAAUAUGAAAAUGUUUAAAGACACUGUUGAAGAUGCUGUUUGUUUUAUUUUCCAUUGCUGAACCCAGGCCAACUUUUGGACCCAAGGAGCAAUACAUAUCAGGGGUCUGUAAUUACUUGCUCCUUACAAUGUGUCAAGUUUAUCACUGCAUAAUUAGGGUUUCCUCUCGUUUUCUUAAAGAUGUCUCAGGGACAGACUUUGUGGGCUACUGGUAACCUUGAGAAUCUGUUACAUGGUUAGAGGAAGAGCAGUGUUGUUACCCAUUUAUUUAUGAUGAAACCUGUCGAGGUAUUGUCAAGUUUUCUAUUCAGUUAAAAAUUUCUCUCGGCCAAUCUCUCAGCACACACAUAAAGGUACAGUUUGACUGAGGAGUCUGAGGCUGACUUGCUGACUGUGGUGGUGACGGGGGCUACUGAGCGUGUAGUAGUAGGCGUGUGAGGCGCACUGAAUGUGGUUGUGGUUAUAGUUUCCUGCGGAUCCUGAACGCUGAGCCAGUCCAUGUAGCACCCCAUCUCACCAUUGGCUCUUGACUCCCUCUUUGUGCUGCUCCUUCAUUACAUGGGUAUUGCUCAUCGGUUCAUUUUCCUUGUAAUUUAUUUUUUUUCUCCUUAUUUAUUUUUGUAUAUUUGCCCAUUUCUACUGUAUACACUUGUGUGUGCAAUGACUUCUUAUUGUCCUUUUUUUUCUUUUGGUCUUGGACUUGUAUAUGCUUCAGUUGUUUGACUCUGUGCAGAGCAGGUUGGCCUGCAUUGUGCCUGACACUGCUUUGUGUGAUACUCAACCCAAAUUCUAUUGUUUUUUUUAGUAUUACUUGUUCCCUGUAUUUUGUGAGAAGUUUGUAGUUUUGCCCUUCAUGAAGAACAGCAGCUAAGUUGAGUUUGAAUUCAUUUUGGUUUAAAAUGGAUUUCAAACGUUCCACAUGGCCGCCAUCGUAUUUAUCUAUAGACAAAAACUACAAACCUCUUACCUUUCAAGCCUACAGGGGUGGAUGUUUGAUCCUCAAAAAAUAGAUUUUUGGGUGGAGUAUUACUUAAAGGUUGUGAUUUUCCAGGGAUGGGCCCAACCAAUUCAAACAUUUUUCAUUAUCAUUAACCACCCAAUUCACCCAAGUCCUGGUUUGAUUCUCAAUCUGUGGUUUAGAAAAGCAGUAGCUUCAAUGCAGUUUUGAAGUUUAACCUUCCAACAGGAUAUGACCAUCCCCUUAUAAUUACUGAGUCAUCGCCCAUCCCACCCAUUGCUAAUGAUACAGAUUACAUUAGAGAGGCUUCUAAACACAUUUAAAAAAGAAAGGUUGCCUUCAUAUUCUUUUCAAGUCACAGGGCGUUGAUUUAUGUGUUUGAUUCCUUAAUCUUGAUCAUUGUGUUGUAAUCAACAUGCACUGGAAAGUACUUUGUUUCUGUAGAUCCCAUGGGUCCCUUAUCUGUUGUGUGUUCAUAUAUAGUAUAUACUCUGGAUUGUUCUCAUGGGCUAAUCUUGCCAUGUGUCAGCCGUAUAUCUGUGCAAGUAGGCUCAGAAGGAUGGCCUGUUUGAUUUAUUGGAAAGGGAAACAAUCUACCAUGGUGCCCUGUAAAAUUUUGUUAGAAUGAGGUUCCCAAGCUGCACUCAUCACAAUAUGUGCGAGUGUGGAGUAUCCCUAGAGUGGGACAUGUAUUUUACGGAAACCGUCAGUGUCUUGAAUUUUGUAGUCCACUUUAUAUAAAUUUGAAGUUUUGAGGAAGGUUUUGAUUUUGAAUUUUUUUUUUUUAAUGAUAACAUUUCUUCUUCAUGGUCUUUCUUAACUUUUUAAAAUGUAUUUUCUUAAGAAAAAGGGUCUGCUUUUAUAAGGACAGUUAAUGCUUGUAAAAUAAUUUUUAAUACGAGUAGGAUCCUUUUGAAGUCCAUGAGAUCAAGGGCAUUUUUUUUAUAAAAAUGAACUUGCAACAUUCCUUGCACAUCUUAUUGUGGUGUAUAAACAAAACCAAGCAAACCAAAAUAAUUCAUUGUUGUGGUUAAUUUUGCUCGUUAGCUUAUAACUAUGAAAUAUUUGCCCUUCUUUACAGAACAGAUUAAGUGUACAUGUAUUUCUAAAACCCUGGAAUAUGCCUUUAACUGCUCAGUUUCAAAUGAAGUCUUGAUUAUCACACACUCUCUGUAUACCAAGAAAUGAGACCCAGCGAAAAUGUAGCAUUUUUGUAAACAUUGACUGUGUGUUUUCGAGACUAUACUGUGCACUCAUUUUUGUGUUUAUAUAUAUUUUUUGGUUGUUGAUAUAAUAUGGAAGUAAAGACAAUUUGUUAUGUAGUGCAAUAUGCUGUACAUAAGGAGCUUUGCUCUACAAAUCUUUUUUCUGGAUUUCUUGUUGUUUAUUGGUACUUUUUUUCAAUAAAAUUUUA
Messenger RNA from Thunnus maccoyii (southern bluefin tuna), 5835 nucleotides. RefSeq names its product BCL2 modifying factor 1 (gene bmf1). Bases 209 to 694 code for a protein of 161 amino acids. Gene Ontology annotation, cellular component: myosin complex. NCBI's taxonomy places the organism in Eukaryota, Metazoa, Chordata, Actinopteri, Scombriformes, Scombridae. The record is from RefSeq and is a predicted model, not a curated record. The transcript has 4 exons. Gene Ontology annotation, biological process: apoptotic process; positive regulation of apoptotic process; negative regulation of autophagy.